UAAACAAGAAAACAAGAAUUGCUUCUUCUGAAAAUAUAUAUAUAUUUUUUAUGGGUUUGAUAUUUUCGAUUCACUUCUUGAUGGGUUUAUGACUGUUGAUGUGCUUAUUUACAUAAUUUCACUGUCGAUUUUGCGGAUCAAUAUAGACUGAGAUUUCUUGGAGUAGUUUAUGGGGGUUCUGUCGACGACGGAGCGGUCGCGCGUGCCUUCGUGGAAGUUCCUUGUAGCCGGCGAAUCCACCAUGGAGGAGUAUAACCUGCUUAUUUGGUUUCAAGAACUUCAUCAUUCCAAGACUGCGUGUGGAGAUAGUUAUACGAAUCCAUAAAAAAUCGCGUUGAAAAUGUGGGUUUUCUACUCCAGAGAAACUGAUUUCUCUACUACAGGGAGAAGAUAUUCUUCUCAGCUCAAUGAAUUGAUACCUCAGUCACGGUUAGCAGAUAAGUGUCAACAAGUGACUUGCUUCCAUGCUUCCAAAAGAAAGCAAAUUGGUGUGGACAGAUUCACCUCCGGAUUCUUUGUUGACAAGUCAACCUUUCAUCUGCCAAGGCACAAACUUGAUUAUGCUAAUGUUAGACAAUUUGAUGUUCCACAUGCCACUGUGGGCCCUGAAGAGCCACAUGCAGCAAGUACAGCAUGGCCUGAUGGUAUUAUGGAGAAAGAGGGUUUGGACUUAUUAGAAUCAGAAGUAGAGAGAAAAGAAUUUGAGAACUUUUUGAGAUUUGAGCUUCCUUCUCACCCGAAAUUGCACAGAGGACAACUGAAGAAUGGGCUUCGCUACCUCAUUCUGCCGAACAAAGUCCCUCCUAACAGGUUUGAAGCUCACAUGGAAGUUCACGUGGGUUCCAUUGAUGAGGAAGAUGAUGAGCAAGGAAUGGCUCAUAUGAUCGAACAUGUUGCAUUCCUUGGAAGUAAGAAACAUGAGAAACUUCUUGGAACUGGGGCAAGAUCUAAUGCUUACACAGAUUUUCAUCACACAGUGGUUCAUAUUCACUCACCAACCAGUACAAAGGAUUCUGAAGGUGAUUUGUUUCCAGUUGUUCUGGAUGCUCUGAAUGAGAUUGCUUUACACCCCAAAUUUCUGGCUUCUCGAGUUGAAAAGGAGAGAAGGGCAAUUUUGUCAGAACUACAAAUGAUGAAUACCAUAGAAUACCGUGUCGAUUGUCAGUUGUUGCAACACUUGCACUCUGAGAACAAGUUGAGCAAAAGAUUUCCUAUUGGAUUGGAGGAGCAGAUUAAGAAAUGGGAUGCCGAUAAAAUCAGGAAAUUCCAUGAGCGCUGGUAUUUCCCCGCAAAUGCCACAUUAUACAUUGUUGGGGACAUUGAUGACAUUUCUAAGACGGUUAACCACAUUGAAGCAGUUUUUGGACAGACGGGCAUGGAAAGUGAGGUAGCUGCUUCACCUACACCAAGCGCUUUUGGUGCGAUGGCCAGUUUCCUUGUUCCUAAGCUGUCAGUUGGAGCUAGUGGCUUAUCUCAGGAAAGGUUAUCCAAUUCUGUGGAAACAUCAAAAAACUUUAGAAAGGAAAGGCAUGCUAUUCGCCCUCCUGUUCAACACAAUUGGUCCCUUCCUGGAAGCUACACCGAUGCAAAGCUGCCCCAAAUAUUUCAGCAUGAAUUGCUUCAGAAUUUCUCAAUUAAUAUGUUUUUCAAGAUCCCUGUUAACAAGGUUCGUACAUAUGGUGACUUGCGGAAUGUGCUGAUGAAGAGGAUCUUUCUUUCUGCUUUGCAUUUCCGAAUUAACACAAGAUACCAGAGUUCGAAUCCCCCAUUUACGUCGGUGGAAUUGGAUCACAGUGAUUCAGGAAGAGAAGGUUGUACAGUAACCAGUCUCACUGUCAAUGCAGAACCUCAAAAUUGGCAAAAUGCAAUCAAAGUUGCUGUGCUGGAGGUUAGAAGGCUUAAAGAAUUUGGUGUUACUAAUGGUGAAUUAGCCCGUUAUCUAGAUGCCCUGUUGAAAGAUAGUGAACAAUUGGCAGCUAUGAUUGACAAUGUAUCCUCAGUGGAUAACUUAGAUUUCAUUAUGGAAAGUGAUGCACUCGGUCACACUGUGAUGGAUCAGAGGCAAGGACAUGAUAGUUUGGUUGCUGUUGCUGGUACAGUUACACUUGAAGAGGUCAACUCUAUUGGCGCAGAGGUAUUGGAGUUCAUAUCUGAUUAUGGGAAACCAUCUGCGCCGCACCCAGCUGCAAUUAUUGCAUGUGUGCCAAAGAAAGUGCACAUUGAUGGAAUUGGUGAAACUGACUUCAAGAUAGAACCAGAAGAGAUUGUGGAUGCUAUUGAAGCUGGUUUGAAGGAACCCAUUGAGGCUGAGCCCGAGCUUGAUAUACCAAAAGAGUUGAUCUCUUCAGAACAGCUGCAAGAAUUAAGGUUGAAGCAAAACCCAUCCUUCAUUCCUGUUGACCAAGAAAAGAAAACGACAAAGGUUUAUGACGAGGAUACGGGAAUUGUGCAGCGGCGUCUUUCAAAUGGCAUUCCUGUAAAUUACAAGUGGUACAAACAAAUCUUGAAGUGGGUGAGGUACUCCCGGUUUGUCUCAAGCAUUGUUGCAGUGUUAGUAUUAGCAGCAGUAAACAUACAAAUCAAGUAUAAUACUCCUAUGAGAAGGGUGGUCUUAAGGCUUUUCAUCGAGCUGUCCGAAGAGUUGAAUGUCGGAAAUCUUCUUCAGUCUAGAAUAAGGCAGGCAUGGUAUCGGGUUACUGUUUAAAAGGUUACGC
This is a messenger RNA of Sesamum indicum (sesame), 2714 nucleotides long. Lineage: Eukaryota; Viridiplantae; Streptophyta; Magnoliopsida; Lamiales; Pedaliaceae. The record is from RefSeq and is a predicted model, not a curated record.